GAAUCUUUCAACGGACCGAGCUCACGGUGUUUGUCAGAGUGUAUGAUUCUCGGGAAUCUUUCAACGGAUUAUGUUCAUUCCUUGUGUAUAUUGUAAUUGCAACGGACUGAGUGAGUACAUAUAUAUUACAUAGUGUAUGUUAUAACAUUCGCAAAACAAUCAAGAUGUAAAAUAGUUUUUAAUGGUUUACAAAACAACAUAGUUUUCAACAAAAACUCGGUGGCCUUGCGCCUGUGCUCUGAACACUGGUGCAUCAUCGAUACCACCCACGGCGACCUCUGACCGCUAGCGUCAUGGUCUCCAUGGCGACGACUCCGACUCAGGUGUGCAAGGCAAGAUGGCGGCUGCAGCCAGAGAGAGAGACCGGGAGAUUGAGAUGGCGGUUCCCAACUGUUUACACUGGAGCUGCGAGGAUGUCGCCGACUGGAUCGAGCAGCUCGGCUUCCCACAGUACAGGGAAUGCUUCACUACAAACCUGAUCAACGGCAGGAAGCUGAUCCAAGUGGACUGUUCCUCCCUCCCCAGACUGGGCAUCACUGACUUUGAACACAUGAAGCUGAUUGCCCGCAGCGUACGCGAACUGCUCAGUAUCGAAGAACCGCGGUGGGACCGCAGCAUCUCGCUCCACCCCCGCGAGCCAAUGGGCAUGUUCUUGGAGAGGAAGAGCAAAACAGGAAAAAGAGCAGACAACCUCACAUACGCUGGGUUCCUCAAGGGGAAAUAAUGGGACACUUUGAACAUAGGGGACACAAAGGGAGAAUUCAAUACGAAAUGUUGCAGAUGUCAACUUUUUAUUUGCAGUAUGGAGACGGUAUUGUACAAAGGUUUAUACUGUUUGAAACGAGGGUUUAAGUUAAAUACUUUUUGAACUAACAAGAGUAAUACAAUUAAUACUAGUAUUUGACGUGUGGAAACAGAUCUUUUAACUCUAUAUACUAUUUGAAUGAAAUGACAAAUUAAUAUAAUACAUACAGAGCUAUUCAAUGAUGUGAGGGUUAGUGUUAUUCUGACACUGGAGAGCAAGACUUGUGAAAGAAAUAUUAUGUGCCAACUAAUUGACAAGCCAUUUUACAUUUGUAUGAAAAUACCAUACUGUAUCUUAGAACCUGUAGACAUCAUUUUUGAAUACUUAAAUAAUAUCAAUACAAUUCUAUAGCAUUUACAGAUUAAGUUUCUUUCAAUAUUUCAUACAUUACGCCAACUUUUUUGCCUGGCCCUCUAUAUUGUAUCUUACACCAUGUAAGCGAAAUCUGUAGAUUUCUAGACUUUUUAAAGAAGUAGCACU
Messenger RNA from Branchiostoma belcheri (Belcher's lancelet), 1285 nucleotides. Its product is annotated as sterile alpha motif domain-containing protein 15-like. The record is from RefSeq and is a predicted model, not a curated record. Bases 338 to 724 code for a protein of 128 amino acids. Lineage: Eukaryota; Metazoa; Chordata; Leptocardii; Amphioxiformes; Branchiostomatidae. Gene Ontology annotation, molecular function: protein binding. The transcript is spliced from 4 exons.